AUGCCCAAUUUAUCUUCUUUGGAGAUAUCGUUUAGCUCAUUAAUGCAAUUACCUUAUAAUCUGGAAAUUUUACAAAAUCUCACGGUGCUUAGACUUUCAAAUAACAAAAUAAGUAGUCUCCCCCCUGAAAUAUCCUUCCUUGAAAAUCUUAAGGUUCUCGACUUAAGCCAGAAUAGUCUACCCUUUCUACCAGCAGAAAUCUGUGAUCUUCGAAAUCUCACAUAUUUUAAUUGCGAUAUGAACGCUUUGACUAAACUACCCGAUAAUAUAUCUAAUCUUAUUCAUCUUAAAGUUGUCCUGUUAGCUAAAAAUUUAAUCACAUGCCUUCCCAACAGUUUUUCUCUUUUAAAAAGUCUGGUGCAUUUAAACCUGAGCAGCAACCGACUUGAGUAUGUGCCAGCUUGUAUUCUUGAAUGCUAUGCCCUAAAAGAACUUAUAUUUUCCUGCAAUGAGGCAGCAGAAACUGUUCCUGAAAACCUAUGCAAAUUACAAUUUCUCGAAGUUCUAUCUUUAGCAAAUAAUAAAUUUACUAAACUUCCUAAAUCUUUAUCUAAACUUGAAAAUUUAAGGCUAUUCGAUAUCAGCGGCAAUAAAAUUGGACAUGUUCCAGAAGAAAUAUUGAAUAAGUGCAAAUAUCUAACACGGUUAAACUUGUGUUGCUGUAAGCUAAAUGAAAUUUCGGAGUCCCUUGGAUUGUGCGAAAAUCUUGAAGUGCUGAAUAUUAGUCAUAAUUUCAUUAAAAGCCUUCCACAGAAUGGAACCGGUCUGAAGAACUUAGUUUCUCUUGACAUUUCGGAUAAUAGCAUAUCAAUAAUCCCAAGAUGGGUUUGUGAGCUUAAAAAACUGUCUCAUUUAUCAGCUAAUCAAAACCUCAUUGAAGAUCUACCCAAGGAAUUUGAAGAGACAGCAAAGCAAUUGCGCAUACUUGAUAUCUCUCAAAAUCGCCUCGAACAAAUCCCCCAGUGCGCUCUUCUUAAAGAUACCAAAAUUACAUAUUUACAGAUAGACAGCAAUCCGAUUUUAAAUAUUCCCCUCGAAAUUUCUAACCUCCAAUUUCUUACACACCUCUCGAUAGCCAAUUGCCCUUAUAUUUUUGAACUACCAGACGAGAUUGGCUAUCUAGUAAGACUUCGCGCGCUGAUCCUCUGUUCAAAUAGUUUAUUAAAAUUACCGCCAACGUUGCAUAACCUCGACAGUCUCAAUUACCUUGAUCUAUCUGACAACAAAUUCUCCCGAUUUCCCAUUGUUGUCUGCUUUAUUCCUCACUUAAAGGUGUUUCUCUAUAAUAAUUGCUGUCAUUCGUGUACAUACUCUGAACCAGAUCCUCCGGGGUGGUUUGAAAGAACAAGUUUUAUCGAUCCUACAGUUUCCAUGGGUAAACUAGGCAAAGAGUAUAUUGAUGAGGUCGAUGAUGAAUAUUUUCCGGAUGCUGACCCAAAGGUAACCCUAGAAGAGGCUUUGUCAAGGGAAGAAGAAGAAACCAGAAUUCAAAGUGUCACAGCUGAGGACUUUCCCUAUUUAGUGUUCAGAAGAGGUCCACAUUCCAUUCCCAAACUCAUUUCAUACCUCCAAUUUCUCGUUCAUUUGUCUCUACAACGAAAUGGUCUUUAUUUUUUGCCCAACAUCUUCGAUAAAUUCAAGUAUUUAAAGCGAAUCCAUCUAAAUGAUAAUAAUCUGAGGAAAAUUCCCCUCUCUCUAGCCGACUGCAAGACACUAACUCAUAUCGAUUUGAGAAAUAACAAAUUGACAGCAAUUAAUGCUCCUAUUUGUAAACUUCCAAACCUAGAAUGCCUUGAACUGUCGGGAAACAACUUUCCAACUUCUCUUAAUGAAAUAAUUAUGAACUCCAAUCUGAAAGUUCUAUGCGAGUAUCUUAAAACUCAAGAGGAAAAUUCUAGUAAGUGA
Rodentolepis nana is the source of this 1905-nucleotide messenger RNA. The record is from the annotation of a GenBank genome assembly. NCBI's taxonomy places the organism in Eukaryota, Metazoa, Platyhelminthes, Cestoda, Cyclophyllidea, Hymenolepididae.